Messenger RNA from Didymodactylos carnosus, 3606 nucleotides. NCBI's taxonomy places the organism in Eukaryota, Metazoa, Rotifera, Eurotatoria, Philodinida, Philodinidae. The record is from the annotation of a GenBank genome assembly.
AUGGAUUCAUUCUUGUAUUGUGUAUUUCUAUUAUCAAUUUCGCUAAGUGAAACUCGUUAUCAUUUAUUUAAAAGUUUUAGUGGUGCAUAUAGUGAUUAUGACUGUCUAUAUUUAGUUGGCCACAGUAAUAAAGCAGCGGUUUUGGAAUCAACAAUAUCCUAUUGUAUUCGGGCAACUGGAAGAAUUCGAACAUCACACGAGCCAAACUGCUAUGACGGUACACUUUAUUCGUUUAAAGACCUGAAACAGAGAGACAUCCAAAGUGAUCAGUUGUUCGACUGGUAUGCAUCUAUAGACGUCAUUGAGCAAUACCAAAGUUAUAUAGAUAGCCGAAGUAAUUACGAUGGUGAAACUACAUUUUGUAAUUGUAGUGGACGAGCAUUCGGCCAGUUUUGUGAAUACAGUUUUAUUCUUGAAAAUACUAAUCCAAAGGUUACAUCAUUAUCCUCGCUACUCCUUAUGACCUAUAGGUACAAAAUAAACACGUAUAAAUAUUUGGAUAAAUUGAACAAAAUAAUAAAUGCAACGUGCUAUCAACAAUGUCCAGAUAUGAUAAAUAAAACAAAAGUGAAAUGCUUAGAUUGGAGAGAGGUGUGCGAUGGUAAAAUUGAUUGUUGGGAUGCCAUUGAUGAAAGUAGCAUGUGUUUCGAAUUAGAAAGAAAUCAUUGUAAUAAUGAACUCGAAUACCGUUGUCGUAUGGGCACGUGCAUAUCGAAAAGUUUUGCAUUUGAUAUUUAUCCCGAUUGUAUGGAUGACAGUGAUGAAGUUGAUACAGGACCUGUAGCACGAAGUUAUUAUGGAUGUAUACUUUUAUCGACUAUUGAAUGUGAGGAACAUUUUUGUGGUCGUGCACAAUUUUCGUGCAAUGAUGGACAAUGUUUAAGGAACUAUUUUCAGUAUUUCGAUACAAAUUUUGAUAACUCACCAUGUUUUAAUUUACACGAUGAAAGCUUUUGGACCGAUAUGUUCUACUUGAAUAAUUUAACUCUGGUCAACAACGACGACUGCUUGCUGUACACUAUGUGCAAGUUUGGCUUUCACCGCAUCCACAAAAAUGUGGAAUGUGUUGAGCCACUUAUUAACGAAGAUGCAUAUCUAAUCAAAUGUUAUUCUCGUCUGGUUAAACUUCCAACAUAUAACUUCUUUGCAUAUCCGUCAGUACAAUUCCUUUAUAAUAUAACAAAUGCAACUUUUCUAAGUGUGAUCCCAGAUUAUAUUUGUUAUGAUGAGAUCGUUUGUAACGGUAAAUUCCAACCAAAUAUGUAUAUAAAUGGGUUAUCGUGUAACGAAUAUCACUAUUUUAAUAUGUCUAAAAACUCUUCUAGUUGGGGUAGCUUGUUCAACAAUAUGCAAAAUUUAUUUUCAAUCUGUUCGUCAUUUUUACGUACUGAUUAUGAUGUGGCGGAACUGUUUUCUUGCUCAACAGCAAAUAAUUUUACAUGUAUAUCGAAAGAACGUUUACUAGAUGGAUACGUUGAUUGCUACAAUGGAAUUGAUGAAAACGUAAAUGUAGACGGUUUGAAUGUAUGCAACAUGAGUCUGUCGAGUCGUUUUCAGUGUAAAACAAUAGCUAAUCAAUGCAUACCUAGAAUAUUCGUUAAAAAUGGCAAAUACGAAUGUGUAGACGGGUCUGAUGAGAAAGACAUGAUUUCGUGUACUUCCGAUGAUGAACAAGGGUGCGACUGGUUACGUGACGGUGAUUUAAAAGUUACAUCAAAAUACUUGUUCGGAAGACUGUGCGAUCGAUUUAUUGAUAUAAUCGAAGACAAUAACGGAAUGACAGACGAAACAGAUUGUGACUAUUGGUCGUGUCAUACAACUUAUACAAAUUGCGAUAAAAGGUGGAACUGUCCAAAUGCUGUAGACGAAAUUAAUUGUUUGCACAAAAGGCCAGGUGUUCCUACAUGUUUCCAAGAUGAACAUCGGUGUGUACAAAAUGAUUAUGGUAAUAUGACCUGUUACAAUUAUAUGUUAGCUGGACAUGGCAUAAAUAAUUGUCUGGGUAAUAUUGAUGAACGGGCCAUCGGUUACUGUCAUGCGCAGUAUCCAUUAAUCGUUCACAAACGGUUUCAUUGUCGUAAUAGUACAAUAUGUUUGGAACCAAAACAGCUGUGUGAUUGUGUUUAUGAUUGUCCACUGCAUGAUGACGAGGAAUUGCUAUGUAGUUGGCUACUGGAACAUCCAUGUUCAGUUGGUCAGUUUACAUGUAUGGAUGGACUAAGAAGGCUGAAUCGCUUUCGAUGCGAUGGUUUUAAGAGCUGCAACGGUGAGGCUACUGAGGAUGAAUGGUUUUGUGAAAUUGGCGACUACCAAUUUGCUAUGUAUAAUAAACUUCCAGAUAUUCCAGAGAAACGUUCGUUGUUGCCAUCAAAUAUUAAUGUAGAUAUGGACGAAGUGUAUUACGGAUGGCAUUGUAAUCGGGGUUUGGUAUUACACAAUAAACUUCAGUAUAAAGACAGUUGUAUGUCUCCUCCAAGUUAUUACGGCGAUCAUUGUGAAUAUCAGCGCAAACGUCUGUCGAUUAUAUUUCAGCUGGCUGCACCAUAUUAUUUGAACAAGCCGUCUGUUGUUAUAAAAUUGAUAUUUUUUCUAUUAUCAAACGUCACGACCUUCAAAAUUAUCGAUUACGAAUACAUUGUGCAUAUGCCGUAUGUGUUCAGUACCAAAAAAUAUCUAUUGUAUAUGUUAUAUCCAAAACUCUCGGCUAUCAACACCAUUACAGAACCGUCUUUUGUGUGCAUUGAUGCUUAUCUUGUGACACCUGCAAGUGUGCAAUACGUGUAUACAUGGUUCUACACUUUAAAAUUUCAAUUUCUGCCAGUACAGCGUUUAGCUAUUAAAUUAGUUUUAGCGCCGGAGUUUCGUACUUGUAGGAACGUGCUAAACUGUAUACACGGUGUAUACAUUAUGUCUAGUAAUGAUAAUUCGGCCUGUUUCUGUAAGUGUGAUUCUGGAUGGACUGGUCGACGAUGCGAUACGAAAACCGUGAUCUGUAAAUCGUUUUGCCGUGAACGUUCACAUUGUAUUGAUUUUGGAGACAGGCCGCUGUGCAUAUGUGCGUUAAAUCGAAUUGGUUCAAGAUGUCAAAUUCAAUUGAAUAAUACCUGUGAUAAAGUGAAUUUUUCUUGUUCUAAUAACGGCAAAUGUGUUGGUAUCAGCGAUGAACGCAAGUCCCUAAUAUCGCAUAAAUAUGUAUGUCUAUGUGAUGAAAAAUACCGCGGCUCCAGAUGUGAAAAUACCAGUCCCACACUCACUAUUUCUAUCAACAUAACGACACCAUUAAAGACAAAUUCAGUUGCUGUCGUAUAUUUCUGUUACAUCAAAGAAGGUGAUGAAUAUAAUAACGGAAUAAAAACGAUGACUUGUGAUCGUCUAUUUUUUCAAGAUAUAAUGGUAUCCAAGCUGCCCACAGUUUAUGCAACUCAUGCUAGCAACUGUAUAACAGAAAUAUCAUGGCAAACAUAUCUAUUAUUAAUCAGCUGUUUUAUUUCAUUUAUACCACAAUUAGCUACACAUACAAUAUUUAUCGUACCAUCAAAAAUGUAUACAGCAGAAUUAGAAAAUGUGUUACAACGUCUCUAUAAAAGCCUGUGGAUAUAUGAAUAA